AUGAAAAAGAAACAGAACUAUAAAAACGUGUUACCAAACACAUAUAUACCCGUGCUAUCAAAAAAGGUCCUAUAUAAUGUCCUAACCAGGCUAUCUAAACCCUCGCUCAUCGAGUUUAUUCAUUUAUGGCCAAAACUUAAAAAUACCCAACCUCACAUACCACCAAAAACUAGUUUCACACAACUGGAAUUCAAUGACAAAGUGUCCCGAGAGGCACGAGAGUUUAAGAAAACAAUAAACAAACUUCACAAGAAAAAAAUCAUUGAUAAAAUACUAUUCACUUAUUGGCAUAAAGGAUUAAACCUACUUCAAUUGUCCCAAAUUGACUGUCAAUUGAUUGUAGAUAGACCCAACAGUUAUUAUUGGGGGUAUUCUACCGUGAGAGAUAUGAACGACAAUGAAGUUCCUAUUCUGCUUGAUCCAGUACACUUUCUUGACCAAUUGGCUUUCCAAUUAAGUAAACUAUACUUAUCAUACGUGUAUAUAUGUCGUCAUCCCAAAUUCCCCAUGGUUCUAAUUAGAAUCCAGGCAUUUGACCUACAUACCAAAGAGACAGAAAGCCGGCGUCCUCACAUAUCAUCACAUAAACCCUACUUCUUUGCUAUACCGUUGAAUUCCCCUCAUAUUAUUCAUUCUGGUGGAGGAGACAUGAUUCAUAACAUAGUUAUGGAAGUAGUCGAACGAAGUCUACCACAAGACAAGACAAAUAUUUUAAGGUUAUAUACACCCGAGAAUCAACGACCAAUAAAGUCAUUGGAGUCAAUGCAUAUCCUCAAGGGUAAUUCUCGAUUUGCUAAUAGUUUAGGAAGUUGGAGCGCGUACGCUGAUAAUAUCGUUGACAUGCUUCCUCUUCAACCUACAGAAAAACAUAAACAACUUGCUUCUCCUGAAGAACCAAUCAAUGCCCAGGAAAGCCCAAUAGAAAGGUUGAAACGAGUUGCUAACUUGCGAUUCAAGGGUUCUGAAUUUGGAAAAUUAAAAUCUGAAAAGUUGUUUGAGGAUAGUCGAAAAUCCACCCGAAAGAGACGAAAUGUGUAUUAUACCAAUGACAGUGACGAUGAAGGUGAAGAAGAGGGAAAUAGUGGCACUUCCGAAUUUGCAUCCAUUGCCCCUAUUCAAUAUUCAGAAUUUUUAAUACACGAGAAAGUAACCCCCCAAGACAAAGAACGAACUUCUAUCAAGAUAAAACUUCUGGGAACAGACGUGUUUGCUGGAUUACACGAGCUUUCAGUCAUGACAGCCGACCCUGAGGAAAUGAUCUUAAAUCCUGAAGAUGUACCGUCGUGGUUAACAGGAGAAGAAGGAGCCAGUGUCGGCCAAAUUAUAGAUUCUAAAUUUUAUAGUAAUAUCAAGUAA
This is a messenger RNA of Spathaspora passalidarum NRRL Y-27907, 1356 nucleotides long. RefSeq names its product Chl4p (gene CHL4). Gene Ontology annotation, biological process: CENP-A containing chromatin assembly; chromosome segregation. Bases 1 to 1356 code for a protein of 451 amino acids. The record is from RefSeq and is a predicted model, not a curated record. The transcript has a single exon. NCBI's taxonomy places the organism in Eukaryota, Fungi, Ascomycota, Pichiomycetes, Serinales, Debaryomycetaceae.